AUGUCUGAACCUGGUGCAACAACAACAGUCUCUGACUGUACCGAUACUGUUACUACAGGUGCAGCAACCGUUACAAUAACAAGCACCGUAGAUGGCGACGAUGAUGCAACCGUCACACAAACAGAAACAGAAACAGACACUGUUAGUGAAUGUACCAGCACCGUUACUUCAGGUUCAGCAACCGUUACUGACACUGUUAGUGAAUGUACCAGCACCGUUACUUCAGGUUCAGAAACCGUUACUGACACUGUUAGUGAAUGUACCAGCACGACCACAACCACAUCACCCAGUCCAGUAUUCAUCACAAGUACAGACACUGUUAGUGAAUGUACCAGCACCGUUACUUCAGGCACCGACACUGUUAGUGAUUGUACCAGCACGACCACAACCACAUCACCCAGUCUAGUAUUCAUCACGAGUACAGACACUGUUAGUGAAUGUACCAGCACCGUUACUUCAGGCACCGACACUGUUAGUGAAUGUACCAGCACGACCACGGACACUGUUAGUGAAUGUACCAGCACCGUUACUUCAGGUUCAGCAACCGUUACUGAAACUGACACUGUUAGUGAAUGUACCAGUACCAGCACGGACACUAUUAGUGCAUGUACCAGCACCGUUACUUUAGGUUCAACAACCCUUACUGAAACUGACACUGUUAGUGAAUGUACCAGCACCGUUACUUCAGGUUCAGCAACCCUUACUGAAACUGACACUGUUAGUGAAUGUACCAGCACCGUUACUUCAGGUUCAACAACCCUUACUGAAACUGACACUGUUAGUGAAUGUACCAGCACCGUUACUUCAGCACCACGACCGAAACCAGUACCGUUACUUCAUUUUCCGGCACAACAACCGUUACUUCAUUUGCCGGCACAACAACCGUUACGAGCACUGUAA
Molecule: messenger RNA, 900 nt
Organism: Paraglomus occultum
Lineage: Eukaryota; Fungi; Glomeromycota; Glomeromycetes; Paraglomerales; Paraglomeraceae
Source: the annotation of a GenBank genome assembly